Chanos chanos (milkfish) is the source of this 2303-nucleotide messenger RNA. RefSeq names its product fibroblast growth factor receptor like 1a (gene fgfrl1a). Gene Ontology annotation, cellular component: plasma membrane. The record is from RefSeq and is a predicted model, not a curated record. Gene Ontology annotation, molecular function: fibroblast growth factor receptor activity; fibroblast growth factor binding. Lineage: Eukaryota; Metazoa; Chordata; Actinopteri; Gonorynchiformes; Chanidae. The transcript is spliced from 7 exons. The coding region runs from base 547 to 2043 and encodes 498 amino acids.
ACUUUAACGGAAUUUAACGAGGGACCUGCGGUUGGUUAAAUAGCAAUUCCGGCUUCGCAAUUAUUUUAUCGGCUCUUCUUUAUGGGUGUAAUAUCAUAAAACCGGCGCGUCCACAAGAUCUUAUUAAUUUAAAUUUUGUAUCGGAUUCCUAACCCAAGCCCGUCAGGAGACCAGUGGACUUCACACGAGCGCUUUACGGUUUAUGGUUAGGCUAACUGUCAUGUAAAGUGCUGGUUGCUGAUCACAACUGUCCGCGUGCACAUCAGAUCUACAACCGCACACUGUUGAGAAAAUUGAUUUCAUGUAACUGUUAUCGCAGUGGAAAUAAGUAGGACUGACUCGGAAUUAACUGCAAACGUAAUAUCUGGCCGCAAUAACGUUAUUUCUAACCCGAGAAAUUCGGACGCAUGCACAUGUAACUAGAAAUGAUCUGAGCGGAGAUUUCAAAUAUGUAAGCAUGGUACUUCAUUUAUCGCCUGAGGGAAAGAAAAUCCAGAGAAAUAUCGAUUGUUGAUUCUAAAAGCAGAAAACUUCCUUAGGGACAGCAUGGAACUUCUAUGGAUUGCCCUUUUCAUUUUUGAUAUUAUACUGUUGACAGACAGUGCUCGGGGCCCUCCUCGGGUGUCUGAAAAGAUCACCCAUAGGCAGACUGUCCGAAUUGGACGCACCAUGAAGCUCCAGUGUCCAGUGGAGGGGGAUCCUCCACCCCUCAUUAUGUGGACAAAAGAUGGACGUAACAUCCACAGUGGCUGGAUGCGUUUCCGUGUUCUUCAGCAAGCCCUGCGAAUCAAGGAGGUGGAGGCAGAGGAUGCUGGGACAUUCAUCUGUAAAGCCACCAAUGGCUUUGGCAGUGUCAAUAUCAACUACACUCUCAUCGUCAUUGAUGAUUCCAGCUCAGGGAGAAACAGUGGAGGAACAACCGGAGACACAGAGUACUCCACUGACCUUUCUGGAAAACUAGUGCGUCCUCGGUUCACGCAGCCUGCCAAGAUGAGGAAGCGCGUGAUAGCUCGACCAGUGGGCAGCUCAGUGCGGCUCAAGUGCACGGCCAGUGGAAACCCAAGGCCUGACAUCGUUUGGCUGAAAGACAGCCGGCCCCUAGCACCAGAGGAGGUGGGCGAAGGAAGGAAGAAGAAGUGGACCCUCAGCCUGAAGAACCUGACUCCUGAGCACAGCGGCAAAUACACUUGUCAUGUGUCCAACCGUGCCGGGGAGAUCAAUGCCACGUACAAGGUGGAAGUGAUCCAGCGCACAAAUUCCAAGCCCAUCCUGACCGGCACUCAUCCAGUGAAUACCACUGUGGACUACGGUGGGACCACAUCCUUCCAGUGUAAGGUGCGUAGUGAUGUGAAACCCGUCAUUCAGUGGCUGAAGAGAGUGGAACCCGGCGACGAGAACAAAUUCAACUCGACCAUCGAGGUGGGUGACUAUCGCUUUGUGGUGCUACCUACGGGAGAGGUGUGGUCCCGGCCAGAUGGCUCUUACCUGAACAAGCUGCUUAUCACUCGGGCCAAAGAGGAGGACGCCGGCAUGUACAUCUGCCUGGGUGCCAACACCAUGGGCUACAGCUUCCGCAGUGCCUUCCUUACCGUGCUGCCAGAUCCCAAACCGCACUUCUCUCCAGUCCCUGCCGUUUCUUCACCCGGUCUACUUUGGCCUGUCAUCAUUGGCUUACCGGCUGUUGUGGUCUUUAUCCUGGGCACCGUUCUCCUGUGGUUCUGCCAGUCGGAGAAGCACUGCUCCUCGGGGGCUAUCGUCAAUGCUCAGGCCCUGCCCAACGGCCACCGCCAGCCCCCCCGGGACCGGGCCCUGCCAGGCGGGGAUAAAGACUGCAUGGGAUCUGCCGCUUAUGAGGAGUACCUGGCCCAGCAGCAACAGCAACAACAGCAGCAGCAGCAGCAGCAGCAGCAACAGCAACAGCUUCUGCUCACCCAGGGAGCCCCCAAAGUCUACCCAAAAAUCUACACAGACAUCCACACACACACACACUCACAUGUAGAUGGCAAAGUGCACCAGCACCAGCACAUUCAUUACCAGUGUUAGCCUCCACACUUCCUUUCAGUGGCCACCAAGGUCUCUACAGUCUCCACGUGGUGUCUGCUUUCCCCGGCGAUUUCACAUACCCCAGUUUCUCCUCACAGUGCCUGCGUCUGAGGUACUUCAACCCAAAAAUGACAGUCUUUGAGCCAAAAUGGCAACCACUGCAUCAGAGAGGCAGUUUUUGAGUUGUUUCUCACAAAUGCAACUGUCCUUUGUGAACAUAAUGGCGGUGUCCUCUGUGAGGUAGAAGGGACAUGGACAAA